AUGGCAGACAUCAUGUUAUUACUCAAAGACUUUUUGAUCGUUGUGGAACUAAAUUUCUUACCCAUCAUUGACUCCCCGGCAUGCCCGAAUAGCGACGCCGUUUCCCUUGGGGCAAUUACCAUCCUCCACAACGUCCUCGCCCAGCUCAUUAAGCGGCAUUUCUUCGUGUUUAUUUUUUCAAACUUUUUCCUUCCUUUUAUUUUUGAUUUUUUUUUAUUCUUCAACUUGUACUGUAUACUUUCUUUCUUUCUUUCUUCUUCUUUUUCUUCAACGCUUCUUUCUUAUCAUUCUUUUUUUUUUCUUUCUUCUAAUUUCUCCCAUUUACUUUUUAUUUCUUUAUCUUUCUUCUUUCAUAUCAUUUCCAUUAACUUCUUCAUAUUUUCUUUCUUUCUUUUCACUAACUUCUGCAAUGAUUUUUUCGGUCACCACUUCUUACUUAUCAUUCUUUCUCUCUCACCCUUUUUUCCUUUUCACUUUACUUCUUUCUUUCUUUUUUCUUUCUUUUUUUCCCCUCUUUCCCCUCUACAAUUAUUAGUUAUUUGUCCUAUCUAUCUAUCUAUCUAUCUAUCUAUCUAUCUAUCUAUCUAUCUAUCUGUAACCACCUAUCUCUAUCUAUCUAUCUAUCUAUCUAUCUAUCUAUCUAUCUAUCUAUCUAUCUAUCUAUCUGUAACCACCUAUCCCUAUCUAUCUAUCUAUUAUUAUUAUUAUUAUUAUUAUUAUUAUUAUUUCCCUUACAUUUAUUUAUUUAUUGGCUUAUGUUAA
Acanthosepion pharaonis is the source of this 762-nucleotide messenger RNA. Lineage: Eukaryota; Metazoa; Mollusca; Cephalopoda; Sepiida; Sepiidae. The record is from the annotation of a GenBank genome assembly.